Messenger RNA from Camponotus floridanus (Florida carpenter ant), 2933 nucleotides. RefSeq lists its product as uncharacterized. The transcript has 4 exons. The coding region runs from base 360 to 2321 and encodes 653 amino acids. NCBI's taxonomy places the organism in Eukaryota, Metazoa, Arthropoda, Insecta, Hymenoptera, Formicidae. The record is from RefSeq and is a predicted model, not a curated record.
GCUGUUCCCUAUAUUUCUCCUUCGUUUUAAUUCUACCGUCUGUCAUUUCCCGCAUGCUCCGGAAGCGGAGCAGGAUUAAUCCAAAUCUUGACGAUCGCGCUCCGAUCAUGGUGAUUGUAAUUCAAAGAGUUUGACAUCCUCGUUGAAGUUAAAAUGCGGUGAACGAUUAGUCAAAUCUCAGUCUAAUUACGAUUUAGGAUGAUUAGGGCAAUUCUAACCAAGAUCUUGACUGCUCUUCAAGCUGUCGAUGCAAUGUCAGAAUCAUCUUUGUCAUCGAGUGGGCUAAUCGCGAUUAACGGAUAUUCGAUCUGUAGCUGUUUGAAUGCUUGUUUGCGUCUGUCUAUUUGCUCCAAGUAGAUAUGAUCGAUGUAAAAAGGCUGCUUGCAUUUGACAAACGGUUGAACAAAUUUACUCCUUUCAUCUAUAUAUCUUCACAAUGUGAGAAGAAGAAAGCAUUGAUCAAAGUCUUGCAAGCCGCUAAAAGCGGAAAUGAAGCGGAGUUCAGCCGACUAUUGCAGGAAUUGAGAAAGAGCCGUAAGAGGAAGACGAGGAAAUCGAAAGAUUCUAGACUCGGAAUAACAUCGACGCCAUUGCAUAGUCCAGACUAUAUGAUGGCCGAUGAUGACUAUUAUUGUCAACAGCAGCAACAGCAGCCUCAGCAACAACCCUAUCAGUGGUGCUUUCCGUUUUUGCAGAUCGGUGCCGAAGAAGAAAUCGUGAGCAAGGAUGACGAUAACAAGAUCCCGCACUACGAGGAGUUCAAGCAAUUCCUGCUCAAGAGAAUUCAACGGGAAUUUCAAGCUUGCGACAACAACAACAAUCAAGUGCAAGAUCUGAGUAUCAUGGAUCUGCGAACCACACCAAUGCCGCCCAACCUGCAAACAGUCGCUCUCGACGAAUCGAGUUAUUCCAAAGCGAAUUUAAUCAAUCAUAUGGAUCCUUUAGCAAUUACGUCAAAUGAUAGGCCGAGCUACGAAAUGCUGAAAGAGCCCGAAGGUGGCUCGCAGGGCUCAUUCCUGCUAAAGAGGAUGUUACAGGCACCAGUGGGUGCCAAUUUAGGCGAGAUUGCUAGCUCGCUCUUUUGGGCUAGCAAUCUAUUGGAUAAUUCUGAUACCUUGACCGCUGAAUCGGAGAACAACGAGAACGAGGAUCAGCUCGAAACUAACGUCAAAGAGUACUACGGUUUGCUGAAAAAUACCAGAAGCGAAUUUCUACUGAACGAGGAAAAUCUGAUGUCUCAGGUUCCGGAAACAAUCACCGGCGAUGAUCAGUACAGAUUUCCUAGCGAUAUAGACAAUCGGCCGAACCCCUAUCAGAACUGGACGAUCACCAGUGUCAUGGAGAUGCCUGAUACUGAUCUUCAGUCUUCCAAAGUAUAUCACGCAAUCUACUACAACAACACAGAUCCUACCGUGGCUACCGCAAACGACAAUAAUCUAGCUCAUCAGUAUCAAACUGAUAUCGCAUAUAACAGUGGCCAAAACUUCUUCAAUCUUGACGCGCAGGAUGCGACUGGUACGGACAUGAUAGUUAACGAUCCCAACGAUAUUUAUUAUCUGCAAAAUUUCGGCAAACACAAUAGUGAGAUGGGGACAGGUUAUUUCCGCAACGUGGAUACUUUUGGACAAAACAAUGCACAACAAAAUACUUACGCGAAUGAUCAGCAAUAUCAGUAUCAUUAUCCUCGAUUUAUUCAAGAAACAAAUAAUACGUUAAAUGAGAGACUGGAUCAGCAGCAAAACAAUGUUGUGACAGGGAUGGAAAAUGGUGUUAAUCACGAUAUUGAUGCGAUGAAUAUGCAGAGAUCAGCGAAUGGAACAAUAGAGUCAUUUUGGCCGAAGUGGACUGGCGAGACCAACAACAAUCUGGAGAACAUUCUGAACUAUCAUGUGUCCAAGCAAGUGGAUUAUGCCAAGUUGAGUCAGACGUCCUGCGUUUAUUGCUACGUGGCCCCGAUCGUCUCGCAGCGAUCUACCUUAAUGAAUAACGGUCACUGUUCGGUUGAACGAAGAUACACGGCCGAGCAACGGCAACACUCUUUCUCGCCUUAUUGGAUGUUGUAUAAUGACGCAUCGCAAGGUAUGCGAAUGACGAAUGUAUCCAGCGAUUCGUUCGUGCAACAUGACACGAUGACAAUGCACACAACCACCAUUCCCAGCAACGACAUACUGAAGGAGAUCGUCGGCGAUGUCCCCGAAGCCCCUAUCAAUGAUGUGUGGAUGAAUCAAUACGAGUCAUCGUCUAUCGGCGACGAUAUGACCGUCCCAAUCUCAGAUUCGCUCUUCUGUAAUGACAUUUCAAACGCGCCAACGAAGACGUAAGAGAGGCUCGCUCAAAGUAUUUAUGAUAGUAAACAGAUUAGUAACUAGAUUGAAUUUUUGUAAUUGAUACGAAUAACGUUCUCUAUAAGUCAUAAAAUCAUGAUAAACGAUUAUCAUUUUAUACGAUCAAGAUUCUUUCAAACUACGACAAAUCUUUGAUUAUUAUUCCGACUUGGAAUUGAAACAAUUAAAGUUCAUUAUUUUGCGUGAUUGCGUAUAAGACUUAUUAACGCACUCUUCCGCGUCCGCAUUACUUGCAAUAAGUGCAAUUAUUUUGCUUAAAACGAGAACGAUAUUCGAACAGAGAUCAUUAGCAAACAGAGAAGAAGCUGAAAUCAUUCAGAAGAUAGAUAACUAUAUCUAUCUUCGAAUGUACAUUUCUUCAGCUUCCAAUCAUUAGAUACACUUUAUUUUGAACGAAUAAAAAAAAAACAUUUCAAGGUUCUGUAUCUUAAAAGGGAGAAAAGGGGGGAGGGACAAAUGUGUUCCGUAGAUUAGAGAUAGAUUAAUAAAAUGCUUAUAUUAAUUAAAUACUUGAAAAAUAUCACGCGAGAUAUCGCAACUUUGAAAUAUGAAAAGGAUUAAAAUUUUUUUCAUGUUAACGAGGGAAAA